Molecule: messenger RNA, 3069 nt
Organism: Mus caroli (Ryukyu mouse)
Lineage: Eukaryota; Metazoa; Chordata; Mammalia; Rodentia; Muridae
Source: RefSeq, a predicted model, not a curated record
GUGUGCGGGGGUGGGGCGGGCCGGGCGCUGGGUAGGAGCAGAAGCUGCGGGAAUCCGAGCUGUGAGACCUGCCAGGAGGCGCGGCAGCGGUGCCUUCUCUCCGCGGAGCUUGAAGCUGGGCACGCUGGGGACCAUGCAGAGGGCUGGGGCCGGGGCCCGAAGGGCUUCCGACUGUGGGCCUGCACCUUACCGGCCCAGGUGCAUUGCCAAGCUUGCCCAGUAUGUGGGAUCCUUUCCUGUGGAUGAUUUGGACACUCAGGAGAGCGUGGGCCUCGUACAGCAGCAGCUGUGGGCCCUGCAGGACUGUUCCCGACGCCGGGCUGUCAUCCUGAAAUUCAGUCUUCAGGGUCUCAAGAUCUACAGUGGGGAGGGCGAGGUGCUCCUAAUGGCCCAUGCGCUGAGACGCAUACUCUAUGCCACCUGGUACCCAGCUGCCUGCCAGUUUGCUUUUGUUGCCCGGAACCCACGCAGCCCAGCCAGCAAGCUCUUUUGCCAUCUCUUUGUGGGGAGCCAGCCUGGAGAGGUCCAUAUCCUGUAUCUGCUGCUCUGCCGUUCCUUCCAGCUUGCAUACCUCUUGCAGCACCCUGAGGAGAGGGCACAGUCUGAGCCUUGCCUGGCACCUGUAGGGGACCUGUCCCCGAAGCCACUCUGCAGCCCUGGGGUAUCCCCUGCAUUAGUGCGGGAGCCCUUCAGCCGGGAUCAGCUGUCACAGAAUGUCCAUGCCCUGGUCUCCUUCCGGCGGCUUCCUGCAGAAGGGCUCCUGGGCAGUAAUGGGAAGGAGCUGCCAGAGUCAGAGGGCCGUGGGGGCACCCGUCAUAUUCGCCUGGGGAACCCCUACUGCUCACCCACACUGGUGCGCAAGAAGGCCAUUCGCAGCAAGGUGAUCCGCUCCGGGGCCUACCGAGGCUGCACCUAUGAGACCCAGCUUCAGCUGUCAGCCCGGGAAGCCUUUCCUGCUGCAUGGGAGGCAUGGCCCCGUGGCCCUGGUGGCCCCUCGUGCCUUGUGGAGAAUGAGGGAAGCCUGACAGAGAACAUCUGGGCCUUUGCUGGCCUUUCCAGGUCCUGUGCUCUUUCCCUGCUGCGGAGAGAUGUGCAUGGAGCCUUCCUGCUGUGGCCGGAGCCAGGUACCAGCGACCAGUGGAGCCUGUCUGUACGGACCCAGUGUGGUGUGGUGCCUCACCAGGUCUUCAGGAACCACCUAGGCCGGUUCUGCCUAGAGCACCUGCCAGCAGAGUUCCCCAGCCUGGAGGCCCUGGUGGAGAGCCACGCCGGGGUGGAACGCAGUCUCUUCUGCCCACUCAGCAUGGGCCGUCUCAACCCUACCUACGAAGAGCAGGACUGUGGGACUGAGGGCAGGUUCCCACGGACUCUGCGGCCCCUCAGCCACGCCAAGUCCGAGGCGGAAUUGCAAGGCCUGGGCUAGGACACAGCAAGCCCCUAGUCCCCUGGCCCCUGGGCGGCUGGGGUCAUUCCACCCUUCCUGCACCCCACCCGCUGAUCACCAGCUCCAAACAGGUCAAUCUGCCCCUCGAUUGGUCUUCCAUCACUCCACUGCCAUGGGAGAGGAGCCCUGUGGUGGAAGUUGGAGAUGCCAGGACCUCUCCCAGGACCUGGGGCCAGCUGAGAUACCAGGAUGAGCAGGUAGAGCCAGGGUGCUGGUGACCCUAGGUGACUUUGGGGAGUGGUCAUGGCCAGGUUCCUAGUGUCAUCCUGGUGCAGAGACUUUUGCAGCAGUUCCUGGAGGUGGGUGCAGCCCUUGCUGGAGAUGGUGGGGAACCCCAGAACGCUCACCACAGGGAAGCAGAUGCUUAGGGGGUUGCUGGUUUGCACCAUCAGCUCAUUUCCUGGAGUGACUCUGAGUGGGACUAGCAGUGAGCAAACCGCACUCAGUUUGGUGGCUGCUUUAGGAAGCCACCUCCUGCUGGUGCUUCCUUGAACACAAUGCUGACCGUUGGCCAUGGCUGGCACUGGUAACCUCAGCCCCAUUUGCAGUGGAGAACUAGGAUUAAUGCAAGUCCCACGGGGGUGGGGGGGGGGAGUGACAUUAGCAAGGGGCAGUCCAGGGACAGAUGCUAGAGGAAGGCAUUGGUCCAGCCAGGGAAUGUCAAAUUCAAGCGUCCCUUAAGUCAACUCCGAAGAAUAUAUGAAUCCACCCAAAAGAACAGACUUCUUAGGUGGUGGUGGUGGUACACAUCUUUAGAAGGCAGAGGCAGGCAGAUCUCUAUGAGUUUGAGGCCGGCCUGAUCUACAGAGCAAAUUCCAGGACAGCCAAGGCUACUCUGACUCAAAAAAUAAAAAAUAAACAACAACAACAAGAUGGAUUACCUUUGGAAGCAGAGGGGUAGGCAGGGAGGAGGGAUGUCUUCAUUUAGUGCCUUGAAUACCACAGGUUUCAGUGGAAGCCACAGGUUUUGGGUUUUGGAUCCCUUGGGAAGGAAGAAGCCUCUAUUGAACAGAGAGGGGACAAAUUGGGGAGAAAGAUGACAGCCCAGGCUGGGUGCUUCCGACAUCCCUGUCUCACCCCCCUCCCCGACAUUGGGAUAAGGCCUCAGCUCAGUACGUGCAUUGCCAUUUCUUUCACUUUCAAGUGAGGCAUCUUGUGAGGGAUGGAGAGAGAGGCGCCUCUGGAACUCUUUCACAAGAGUUCACCUCCCAUGCCAUGGCCACUUGCAUGCCUACUCCUGAGUAGGGCCUGGUUGCCAUGGGAGCAGAGAUUAGCAUAUCCCGUGUCCAACCCCAGAGAGUUACACCCAAGGAAAUUUGGUAACUACCUUGGCCCAGACUCUAGGCCAGGGCUCACCUCCAUGAGGGUAUGUUCAUAGUGUGAAUCUCCAAUGUGUACAAUACCAGGAGAACCUCCGCACAUCCAAGGGACCAGCCUUCCCCAUGCCCUUUGACAUUUCUUCCAAAACAUUUAUUGAUCGCAUGGUACAAAUGGCGCAGUCUGGAGCCCAUGUGUUCAGACAGUGUCUUAUUUACAGGCCAUGGCUCUGUCUCUAUGCAGACCACCACCACGGCUCUCUUGUGUGCACUUUGAGACAAAUAAACCCCAUUCUUCAGUCGAUUGCA